CGCAGAGAACCAGUACAUCUUCGCUAUCCGACCAAUGUAGACAGGAAAAGGCCCUUCGGGAGAACGACUGUGUACGCGUCCGCCGGAAAGCACUGUAAAAAUUUAGUGUGAAGUGUUCAUUCUUUGCUACUACUGGCGCCGCCUGUUUUGCACGAGGAAUUGAAUAAGUGUCUACUAGCGGAGUUGAUUCCGUGUUUUCCGGAUAGCAUCAUCAUCAUACAAAGGCGAAACAUCGACACCGGAAAGUGAUAAGUGAUACCCAGAGCUGAACAAUUGUUUCGAAGGCAGAAAGAAGAAAGAAAAAUUAACCAACCGUGACACAAUCCAAGCGUGUGCCCAAUCUCCAGAAAAACGGUUCCGGUGUACAUAGUUAAGUGGCAGUGGCAGUGCAAGAGCAAACGAAGAUUCGCACAGUGCAGAAGCUUUUCAAAUUGCAAUCAAGUGAAUCAAUCAAGCGCGUUCUUCUUGGCGUUUCGCGAUCGGAGUGUGCCUUGACGUUCAGGUUGGUGUCAUUCGCGUCGCGGGAAUUGUACAAGCGAGGAAAAACGUGAUCGCAGAAUUAAGUAAUUCCGGACACCCCCAGAAAAACAUCGCUGCACCCGAGAGCUCACCAGCACCGUUGGAGCCGAAGAAGCAUGGCAUGGCGAUUUAAGGCAUCCAAGUACAAGAACGCAGCCCCGAUCGUACCGAAGCCGGAGGUAUGCAUCCGGGACAUUUGUGUGGGUUCGUACCAAACGUACGGUAAUAACAUCGCCGCAUCCGCCGCAUUUAUUGCCUUCAAUUGGGAACACGUCGGCUCCAGUGUUGCCGUGCUGCCCAUCGAUGAUUGUGGACGGAAGAGCAAAACCAUGCCGCUGCUGCAUGCGCAUUCCGAUACGGUAACCUAUCUGGAUUUCUCGCCAUUCCACGAUGGAUUGCUCGCGACUGGCUCCCAGGACUGUCUGGUCAAGGUGUGGCACAUCCCGGAGAAAGGGCUGGAGAACUCCAUCUCGAAUCCGGAAUGUACCUUCUCCACCAAACAACGAAGGGUGGAAACAGUGGGUUUUCAUCCGACGGCAGACUGCCUUCUGUAUUCAACGGCUGUGGGAUCCGUUAGUUUGUGGGAUUUAACUUGCCAACAAGAGUCUUUUUCGAACAACCAACAUCCCGAGGUGAUCCAGUCGCUUAGUUGGAAACAGGAUGGGAAAAUCUGCGCAACCAGCUGCAAGGACAAGAUGGUUCGGAUUCUGGAUCCACGAGCGGAAGCACCAAUUACAAUGAUCGCCGAAAGUCAUCAAAGCAUUAAAGAUUCUCGCGUUGUCUGGCUCGGAGGUCAGGAUCGUAUUCUAACCACCGGGUUCGAUGCUGGACGGCUGCGGCAGGUUAUUAUUCGAGACUUGCGAAACUUUUCCGCACCGGAGAAAACCAUGGAGUUGGACUGUUCAACCGGAAUACUGAUGCCACUUUACGAUCCGGAUACGAACAUGUUGUUCUUGGCGGGUAAAGGCGAUACUACGAUUUCCUAUCUGGAGGUUACGGACAAGGAUCCCUAUCUGAUCGAGGGAAUCCGACACUCCGGAGAGCAAACUAAGGGCGCUUGUCUCGUGCCUAAGCGAGCACUACGUGUGAUGGAAGGCGAAGUGAACCGUAUCAUGCAGUUGACCUCCAAUUCGGUGAUUCCGAUAAUGUACCAGGUGCCACGAAAGUCUUACCGUGACUUCCAUGGUGACCUUUACCCGGACACAAACGGAUUCAAAACCGAAUUAACGGCGACCCAAUGGCUCAAGGGGACAAACCUGGACGUCCCAAAAAUUAGCCUGGAUCCGGCGAAACGAGAACUGGGCGAUCAGCCAAUCAUUAUCUUGAGAGGUAACCUGACUGAAGUGGUUAAAAAUAUUGCAAACAAGUCCAAGAAUGCUCCGACCACGAUCUGCUGCACGGCAGAUAAAAUAGACAAAGCGUCAAUCGUCAAACCGGCAUUCGUUCCGAUCAAGGAUAAAAUCAAAAAGAUGGAACAACAAUCUCACAGUGAGAAGAGUGAGUUCGAGCAACGCUUCAAAGAGGUCACCUCAGCAAAGGAAAGCAAAAAUAACGAGAAUGCCAACAUAUUGAUAGAUCCGAAGUUAUGCUAUGAAAGCGAAAGUAACGGGAAUCAUUUGAAUAAAUUGAGUGACGACGAUCCGGAAUGCGUUGAAGAAUUGGAUCAACCGGGUGAAGUGACGCCUCCAAAACCGAUGCCAAGAACUUCCCGCAAUAAUUCAGUAUCCGAUCAACUUUCGUCGUGCAGCGAGGAAGUGCCUGUUGUUCCUGCGCCUCGACCAGUUGCUAGACCCAGGACAACUGCUACCGGAUAUAAGCCCCGUCUUGGACCUAAACCGUUCUGCAGCACAGGCUCAUCCGGUGACUUCUCCUUCGACAAAGUGUUCAAUGUACCUCAAGCUCCAGGUUCUGAGAACGGAGAAUCAUUGAAAGACUCGAAUGAUAACACACAGGAGAACAGUCUUGGCUCGAACGGAAGUGUUGAGGAGACUCACGAGAAUGGCAAUUGUAAAGAAUUGGAUCCGACAUCGGAGGUAACUGAUGAGGUGCCACUGCGAUCAAAAGUCCCUAGCGAGGAAGAAAAACCGCGUAUCAUUUCCACUGCCGAACGAAGAAAGUCUGGGGAUCGUGAAAAGAUUUUCGAAUCAAGGGUAUCUCCAGUAUCUGAAGAUCAGUUUGACGCUGCUUCGGAUGACAAAGCGAACCAAUUCGAGCGAUUCAGCGGUCAACGCACCAGUAUUGCUGAGCGACGCCGUUUGUACGAGAACCGAUCACAAAGCGUUCAGGAAGAGAAACCAGCCUCACCCGUUCCUCUGAGACGUCGCGAUUCACUGAAGUCUCGCGGAGAACAAAAAACCGACGAAGAAGCGAUGCCACCGCCGGCUAGCGUAGAGUUCACUCGCAACCGAAGUGAUCUGUCUAAGGAAAACCUACCAGCAGACAUCGCCAAACGAAACAACAGCAAUAAUUCGGCAAACUCGACUUCUAAGCGGACGUCAACGGUGUUUGGUCGGGUAUCUAAAUUCCGCCAUUUGAAGGGUACACCGGGUCACAAGUCGACACACAUCGAGAAUAUUCGCAACCUAAGCCGCCAAAUACCGGGCGAAUGUGAUGGUUUCCAGGCGAACUCGGAGCGUGUUGCUGUGCCGAUCUCUGGCGCGGGUGGAAAAAUUGCAAUAUUUGAGCUAAGCAAACCGGGACGGCUUCCGGAUGGUGUCAUUCCUUCGUUAGUCAACGGAAAUAAUAUAAUGGAUUUUCAGUGGGAUCCAUUCGAUAACAAACGGUUGGCGGUUGCUUGCGAUGAUGGUCUCGUCAAGAUAUGGGCCAUUCCGGAUGGUGGCCUAACGGAACCAACUAACGAACCAGAGAAAGAAUUGGUGGCACAUUCGGACAAAAUUUACAUUAUUAGAUAUCAUCCUUUAGCGAAAAAUGUCUUCCUUACGGCUAGCUACGAUAUGACGUUAAAGGUUUGGGAUUUGGAAACAUUGGCGGAAAAGUAUUGCUUGAAGGGUCAUACGGAUCAAAUAUUUAGCUUCGCGUGGAGUCCCUGUGGGACGCUCGGUGCGACAGUGUCAAAAGAUGGAAAAAUUCGUGUGUACAAUCCGAGAAAAUCCGAAAAUCCUAUCCGAGAAGGUAAUGGACCCGUCGGAACACGUGGUGCCCGAUUAGUGUGGGCCAUCGAUGGAGAGUACAUUGUUGUUACAGGAUUUGAUAAAGUUUCCGAGCGUCAGAUUUACGUGUACAAAGCUACGGACCUCAAUGCCCCUCUCGGGAUGGUGGGGCUUGACGUUUCUCCAGCUAUACUAAUGCCAUUCUACGAUGAAGACAGCUCUACCCUUUUCGCUACAGGCAGGGGCGAUUCUACCAUAUACUGUUUCGAAAUUACCGAGGAGUCACCUUUCAUCUGCCCACUGUCACACCAUCGGUGUCCUACUCUGACACAGGGACUCAGUUUCCUUCCCAAAAACCAGUGCGACGUCGCAUCGGUUGAAUUUGCCAAAGCACAAAGGCUGACUAACGGUACGAUCGAACCGUUAAGCUUCACCGUGCCACGCAUCAAAAGUGAGUUGUUCCAAGAUGAUCUGUUCCCACCGACCAGGGUUAUGUGGGAACCGACGCUCAGUUCGGCGGAAUGGUUUGCUGGGCGGGAUAAAACCGCCACUCGUGUUAGUCUUCAGCCAGAAGGAAUGGAUACUUUAUCGUCCAUCCAACCAACGGUUACGACACCGACGCCGGUAAAGAAGAGUGAUAACAUCAAUCAAAUAAUCGGUCAGCAAACCCAGUUGAAUAAGGCAUGGAGUGCGGACCUGGUGCGAUCCAAACAGGAUGAGAUAAAAAACUCCGUCAGCGCUCGGAUGCCACUUAACCGCAAGCUUGAACAGGACGAUAUGGAGGGAGUGGACGAGAAAGAAUGGGACGAAUAAUUUGUUGCAAAUCGGGUCCACUGCAAGACUGGUACCGUCUGGGUACAAACGGGGUCAUCCAAGACAGGGGACAGUUAGCGUAACUUUUUGAAUACUCUCUCUCUCUCCCUAUUUCAAAUGAAAACCAUCAAAACGAUCGGCGAUAGAAAGAAUUUUGUAAGCUGCAUCAUAUACGACAAAUAGCGUAACUAGAUUACUUUCUACCGAAUUUUAUAUGCAUAUAUUACUAAGAAGAUCUUAGCGCCUUGAUACAGUUUAUGAUACAACAAUGGCAAGGCGUAUUUAAACGGUCGUCUCACUAAAUAUUGAAGCAGAGAAUGAUGUGGACAAAUCUUAACUAUUAUGUAAGUAAUCAAACUGCCAACUGCCAUCAAACGCGUAUAAAGUAAAAAGACCAACUGCUUUUGUAUAGAAAAAGAGCAGAUGCAUUGCUUUCUUUUUGUGAAUUCUUUCGAUUGAACUUGGAAAAUUAGAUUUUUUUUUUCACAAUCUAUUGAUAUGAUGUGAAUUAUCUUUUCUUUUAAAAUGUGAAGCCCGAUCGUAUAAUUGGAUGCUAGUCAAACAAAGAUGCUCAAAUCAAUCGUAUUUUUUUUUAAAUAAUUGAUAAUCAUUAAAUCAUUGCUUGGCGCGAGUUUUGCUUUAUUUAUAGACGUGCAGAAUUGUAGGAUAAAACAUAAUGAAACAAGACAAAACGCAUACUCUUGAACGGUGCAGGUUAUUAGCGAAACGGCACAAAUUUUCUAACAGAAUUAGCAAGCUAAUCCGUUGGAAACAUCAAGUUAUGAAGGAAAUGGAAACGUAGGCAAAAACAAUUUAGUUGUAGCGUAGGUAUAUCACUCGGAUUCGUGAUGAUAUGAUUAACAACUGUGUGCUGAAUAUUUAUUUUUCGUCAACACUUUGUGAAGUAAUUGUGAUGAUUUCUUAUAUUGUAAGGUUAAAACUGUGCAUUGUUUUACAUUCUACUGUGUAAUAAUUUAGGCGUGCCAUUUCUAGACUCAGUCGUGACUUGCACAUGUGCUGUGUAUUUUUUUUGUCAAAACCAGUUCGAUUUCAAUCACUACGAUUUCGGUAAAAAUAAUAAACCUUUAUGCUAGAAUAUAACUUAUUCAAACAAAUUCAGCAUUAUUGGCAUUUAAAUUAGGCUAUGCUAUUAACCGCAAUACAAAUGAAUAAAUACAGAUAUUUACACUGCUUAUCCAAAUGAUUGAAAUGACUCUCUCUUAGUAGAACACACAUUCUUCAUUCAGAAUAUUUAUUCUAUAUCUGCUGGCAAAAAGUUAUUAGCAAAGAAAUCAUUCUGAAGUAAUAUUAGGUGAAAUUAUACUUAUUAUCAAGUCAAAAUAAAUGUUUUUACUGAGCAGAUCGAAUAUCUACCAUCGGUUGCAAUUUAGUAUGAGAUAAUGUUUCAUCUUCUUCCAACACAACAUCCUGGUGAAAGCAUUAGAGGAUAUAACUGAUAAAUAAAAUAUUGUGGUCGGUAUCGUAAUGUGCAAAGCUUCGCAAUGUCUUAUACAUGUAUUAAAACGAUACAAACGAUGAUUAUUAUUAUGCAGUAAGUAACCAAUGUAUUUUGAAUAAUCGCACGAGAUCGUGAAAAUGAGGAAAAUAUACAACAGACAUGAA
Molecule: messenger RNA, 6065 nt
Organism: Wyeomyia smithii (pitcher-plant mosquito)
Lineage: Eukaryota; Metazoa; Arthropoda; Insecta; Diptera; Culicidae
Gene: pod1
Product: coronin-7
Exons: 13
Coding region: 636-4442 (1268 amino acids)
Molecular function (GO): protein binding
Source: RefSeq, a predicted model, not a curated record